AUGAUUUGUUCGAAUGUGAAAAUCGAAUGCAAUGUGGAGAGAACAUUUCCUUCAUUUCUUAGUCGAUACUGUCAAUUAAUCAUUCAACCAGCAGUAAAUGUCGGAUGUCUUAAAAGCUAUGAUUAUGCAACUGCAGACUAUCAUUGUGCAGCAGCAAGUUUGGACUUAAAUAAUUACAGUGAAUCAACGUCUUGUUCUAAUUGUGAGCCUUUGAUUCUUAACAUUAAAAAUAAGCAUGCUUCAACUUCAAUCCAAGACUUGGUCUACAUUUUAUCACAAGUAAACAUAAAAGCAGAAAAUUCUUGUAGACAUGAGAAGGGAGAAUCGCAAUUUACAAUUCUUGCUUUGCUGUUUCGUAAGCUGAUGGACAUGGAAACAUAUGAGGGUGGCAGCCUUCAGGCUAUGCUUUUGUCUCUACUUCUUCUCAAACAAACUACUCUGACUGCUGACACUUUUCACAAACAAUCAACUGAGAGAUGGAAAUCUCAAAAGAGUUGA
Clunio marinus is the source of this 498-nucleotide messenger RNA. The record is from the annotation of a GenBank genome assembly. Lineage: Eukaryota; Metazoa; Arthropoda; Insecta; Diptera; Chironomidae.